CAAGCUCUAAAUUCAAUAUUUAAUACUUUUAAUACCUCGACAACAGCCAACGUCAAUUGAGCGCAACAUGGCUGCGAGAGUGCUGCUGCGACGGCGUGUCGCCGCGCCUUUCAUGGCCGCAACUCUGGUCGGAGGAGCUUUAUUUCCCUCGGUUGCGCUGGCUGAAGCACCAUCACACGACUACUUCAACAAUAAAAAGCCUAUCUACGACGACUUCGAGACCUUCCUCCCUCCAAAAUCCAGCAAAACCCCCGUCCCCUCCCCGGCCUCAGACACCAUACCACCCGCCUCAUCACCAGACUCGCUCCUCCUCCCCGAGCCCAAACAGCACAGCCCAACGCCUACGGACAGGCUAGCAGUCCAGAUAGGCAAGGCGCGGCUAUUCCUAUACAGGUACGCUACCGUGACCGAAGAUGCCGUCAACAAUACCAUCGAUGCAGCCUUCGGACUCGAGCGAUCCUUCACCGAGACCGUAGCCUCCCUCGCGCCCUCCCGCGAGAGCGGCGAGAAGCUAAUGCCAGGACUUGUGUACGUGCUCGUAGCGUCGAUGGCCGGCAGCAUCGCAAGCCGAAACCGGAACAUAUUCCUACGAGCCUCCAUCCCUCUAGCCUUCGGCAUCGGCGCUGGCUGGCUCUUAAUUCCCGUCACCAUGACCAACGUAUCCGACCUACUAUGGACAUACGAGCGACGGUUCCCUGCUCUAGCCGACGCGCACCUGAAGACGAAGCAGGGUGUUCAGGAUGCGUGGCGUUUCGCCAGGGUCCAUGUUGACGUGGGCAAGAACUAUGUGGAUGACAAGGUUAGCGAUGCCCGGGAUAUCGUCGAGGGAUGGGUUAGGAAGGGUAAAUGAAUGGGGAAGAGGAAUAGAGAGGAUGGUGUUCGGUGGAACGAACGCUUCCUUGUACUAUAGAUCAAUGCAUAAUAGACAAACUUUGCUUGGUUCGAGGUUUUGUGGGAGAUACCUAUGUAAUUGAUGUCAAAUAAAAGUGAGAGCAUAUUUGAAUUUUGAAACAGAAA
Molecule: messenger RNA, 1017 nt
Organism: Annulohypoxylon maeteangense
Lineage: Eukaryota; Fungi; Ascomycota; Sordariomycetes; Xylariales; Hypoxylaceae
Product: apolipo protein O-domain-containing protein
Exons: 3
Coding region: 68-850 (260 amino acids)
Biological process (GO): cristae formation
Cellular component (GO): mitochondrial crista junction; MICOS complex
Source: RefSeq, a predicted model, not a curated record